Molecule: messenger RNA, 2985 nt
Organism: Dictyostelium discoideum AX4
Lineage: Eukaryota; Evosea; Eumycetozoa; Dictyosteliales; Dictyosteliaceae
Gene: clcE
Product: chloride channel protein
Exons: 1
Coding region: 1-2985 (994 amino acids)
Biological process (GO): transmembrane transport; chloride transmembrane transport; chloride transport
Cellular component (GO): membrane
Molecular function (GO): chloride transmembrane transporter activity
Source: RefSeq, a predicted model, not a curated record
AUGACAAGAAAAGAAAAUGAAGAAUCGGAAUCAUUAUCUUCAUCAUCAUCACCAAUAGAUAAUUCAAAUAAUAAUAACAAUAAUAAUAAUCAUUCAAUAUUUAAUCCAAUUGGACAUAUUCAAAAUGCAUUUAAUAAUAUUGAUUUAAAUCCAUUAAAUGUUGAUUUUAAAGGACAUACAGAUAAAGUUGUAAACUUUUUUCAACAUGGUACAGGUGAUUUAAAUGAUCGUAUGCAAGGUGUUGUAUCAAAAUUAAGAAGCAAUGAAUAUAGGAAAAAGAUGCAUUCAGUAUUAACAAAAAUUAAAGAUACUAAAGAAUAUAAAUCAACAUCAAAUACAGAUUAUGAUGUUAUUUUUGAAUCGGUUGAUAUGUAUUCAAAUCUUCAACAAGAUCCAACUAUGGAUAAGGAUGAAAUUGAUGUUGUAACAGAUUUAUCAUCAUAUAAAAAGAAAUUUACGCAUUGGUUAGGUAAAGAACGUAUAUCAACAUUAUUGUUCAUACCAACAUUGGGUAUAUUGAUAGCAUUGAUGGGAAUACUAUGUGAUUUCCUAUUGAUGGAAUUGGGUACACUUAGAGAUUUCGUGACUUCUAGACACAAUAGUCAUGUUAUACCAACCGAUGGUACGACACCAACACCAAAUUCAUCGAUUGCAGAUAAGUAUGAUUUAGUUGAGGGUAUUGUUUUCGUUGGAUAUUCAGUAUUCUUUGCAUUGAUAUCGGUGUGUUGUAUUAGUUUCAUUAGUCCAUAUGCAGUUGGUUCUGGUAUACCAGAGAUGAAGUCCAUUAUGAGUGGUAUUAAUUUAUCGAGAGUAUUGGGUUUUAAAACAUUGGUUUCCAAGAUAGUUGGUAUGGUUUGUGCAAGUGCUGCAGGUUUAACCAUUGGUAGAACUGGUCCAUUCAUGCAUGCAUCUGCAAUCAUUUCACAAAUGUUAAUGAAUUUAAAAGUGUUUGGUGCAAUUAAAAAGAAUCAAAUCGUUAGAUAUCAAAUGUUAAUUUGUGCAUUGACAAGUGGUGUAGUUGCAAAUUUCGGUGCACCCAUUGGUGGUUUGCUAUUUGCAAUCGAAGUUACUGCAACCACUGCUGUAAUGGGUAAUCUUUGGAAAGGCUUCCUUUGUGCGACUACCACCGCUAUCAUUUUCUUCCUUAGUAGAUCAACUUUCUCCAAAGGUAAUUUUCAUUCAGUCUAUGAAUUUGAAUUUGUACCAAAAGAAUAUGGUGUUGCAGAUUUAAUAACUUUUGUUGGUAUUGGUAUUAUCACUGGUUUAAUUGGUGCUUUCUUUGUGUUUAUCUAUGAAAAAUUGGUUAGAUUCCGUUUGAGAUAUCCAAUUCUAAAACAAAGUAGAAUUAUUUUGGUUUUGGUUGUAUCAUUAUUUAGUGCAAUUAUAACUUAUUCAGCGGGUCCUUUAUGUAGAGUUUCCUUACCAACUGCAAUGAAACAAUUUCUUGGUCAAAAUGAACCAAAACCAUUCCUAUUCGAACAAGAUCAAACUCCAUAUUAUAAAUAUUUAAAUCUUUUGGUUUUCAUUGUGGUGAAAUUGAUUUUAACAGCUUUCAAUAUUGUUUUACCAAUUCCUGGUGGUGCAAUCACUCCAUUCAUUGUUACUGGUGCCGCAUUAGGUAGAUUAUUUGGAGAGAUUUUAAAAGAUCAUUUCGAUUCUCAAGCUAUUGAACCCGCUGGUUUUGCCGCUAUUGCUUCGGCUGGUUUGGUUAGUGGUACCAUUCGUAAUAUUUCACCAUCGAUUUUCGUAUUGGAAUUAACUGGUCAAUUAUCUUUAUUAGUACCAAUUCUAAUUUGUUCAAUCACUUCCACUGCAGUUGGUAACUUUUUCAAUAGACCUCUCUUUGAUACUGCUUUAAAAAUUCAAGGUUUACCUUUUCUUUCAAAUUAUAGAUCUUCAAAAGUUUAUACAAUGACUGCUAAACAGGUCAUGAAAAAGAAUAUCAAUUAUUUAUCAAUGACUUCAACCGUUAUUGAAAUGAAAAACUUUUUAGAUACUUUUAAAUAUACUUUUAUUCCAAUUGUUGAUUCAAAAGAAAAUAUGUUAUUAGUUGGUAUAGUUGAAAGAUCAAGUAUGAUUUAUAUGUUAGAUAUUCAUAUUGAAAAUAUAGAACAAAAAAUUGAUGAAUUUAAAUCAAAAUAUUUUGUAAAUAAUAAUAAUAAUAAUAAUAAUAAUAAUAAUAAUAAUAAUAAUAAUAAUAAUAAUAAUAAUAAUAAUAAUAAUAAUAAUAAUAAUAAUAAUAAUAAUAAUAAUAAUAAUAAUAAUAAUAAUAAUAAUAAUAAUAGUAAUAAUAGUGAAAAUUUAGAAAUUGAAAAUACAGGUGCAAUUUUAAAUACAAAUUCAAAUAAUAAUAAUAGUGAUGAAGAGGAUUAUGAUAGAAAAGAUAAUGAUAAAAUUAGUUUAAUUAAACCAAAUCAAGAUGAAAGUAGCAGUAAUAGUAAUGGAGGUAGUAGUAGUGAUUUCGAAGAGAUUUUAAAUACACAAAAUACAAAUAUAAAUAAAAACGAUAAUGAAGAUUUAAUUAAAGAGAUUGAAGAUGAAAAUUCAAGUUUAGGUGAAAAACCAAUAAUUGAACAUGAUGAUGAAGAUGAUGAUGAAGAAGAAGGUGAUGGUAUUCCAUUAGUUAGUAUGAAAGAUCAACAACCAGUAUUAAGAAAUAGACACACAACAACUACGACAACAACUACAACGACAACACCAAUAACUGAAAAUAUUUAUGUUAAUGAUGCAUUUGAAAUAUCAAUUAACGAUUUAAAAAAUGGUGGUCAAAGUGUUUGGGGUAAACAUAUUUUAGGUGAUAUUAUUCAUUCUGGUGAAACUGCUUUGUUGAUGGAUUUAGCUCCUUCUCAAGUACCAGAUUUAACUCCUUUGAAUAAAGUAUUUCAUUUAUUCACUAUGCUUGGUUUAGGUUUUACUUAUGUAACCUCACUUGGUAAAUUAGUUGGUGUAAUUACUAAAAACUCUUUAAUGGAACAAGAUUUAUAA